Molecule: messenger RNA, 234 nt
Organism: Caenorhabditis auriculariae
Lineage: Eukaryota; Metazoa; Nematoda; Chromadorea; Rhabditida; Rhabditidae
Source: the annotation of a GenBank genome assembly
AUGCUGAUCGCCAUAAACGUUGGGCGCGAAAGACAGUAUGCAGUCAUUUGUCAUCUCAACUCGAUUCAACGCGACAACUGGAGCAGACAGCGAGCAGAAGCUUCUCAUAUCAGCUUACGAGUGAGCUCGUUCCUCAAACUCCCUCAUAACCGGAACAACGAGGUCGUCGCUGACUCGCACUUCUCUUGGGGAUCCAUUUCGUCAUCACAGGCAAUCGUUAAAGCAAGGGCUUGA